Molecule: messenger RNA, 2401 nt
Organism: Pogoniulus pusillus (Red-fronted tinkerbird)
Lineage: Eukaryota; Metazoa; Chordata; Aves; Piciformes; Lybiidae
Gene: CLIC6
Product: chloride intracellular channel 6
Exons: 6
Coding region: 11-1906 (631 amino acids)
Molecular function (GO): D2 dopamine receptor binding; D4 dopamine receptor binding; D3 dopamine receptor binding
Source: RefSeq, a predicted model, not a curated record
AAGAGAGCUGAUGGCCACGGGCACGGACACGUCCCAGGGCUCCGCGCCGGAGAUGGCAGACCCUGAGGAUACGGCUAUGGCCCCGUCGGGGACGGAGCCCAACGAGGCAGCCCCGGCAGGAAGAGACCCCGAGGAGGCAGCCUCGGCGGGGAGAGACCCUGAGGAAGCAGCCCUGGCGGGGACAGAUCCCGCCGAUGUGGCCAUGACCCCGACGGGAAUGGAGCCCGGAGAGACAGAGGCGGCCCUGGUGGGGGCAGAGCCCGGGAAGGCAGUAACAGAGGCAGCCUCGACCGAGACAGGCCGCGAGGACGCGGCGAGGACAGACCCCGAGGUGUCUGUGGAGACAGUCCCGAGGGGCACAGAUCCCGAAGAGGCAGCGAGGAUAGACUCCGAGGAGGCUGUAGUGACAGUCCCGGGGGGGACAGACCUUGAAGAGGCAGCGAGGAUAAACCCUGAGGAGGCUGUAGCGACAGUCUCGGGGGGGACAGACACUGAAGAAGCAGCAAGGACAAUCCCAGAGGGGACAGAACCCGAAAAGGCGGCGAGGACACACCUCGAGGAGUCUGCGGUGGCAAUCCCGGGAGAAGCAGAGCUCGAAGAGGCGGCGGAGCGAGACACUGAGGAGGUGAUGCGGGAGGAAGUCCCGCAGGCGACAGACCCCGAAGAAGCGGAGGCGACAGCCCUGUCAGGAGCAAGCCCCGACGAGGGGCUAAGCCAGGCGGUCUCAGAGGCGGCAGACACAGAGGAGGAGGAAGCGACUACUUUGGCGGGGACAGUCCCCGAAGAUGCGGUGCGAGAGGCAGCUCCGGCGGCGACAGACCCCGAGGAGGCGGUGGCGGCCGCAGGGGGGAGCGGGGCGGCUCUCGAGGACUGUGGGGAAGUGGAGGUAGAGCUGCUGGCCAGAGGGGAGUCCGACGGCGGAUAUCGGUCGCCGGGCGGCCCCGACGGCGAGAACGGAGCGGAGACGCUGGGUUCGGAGCAGGGAGCCGCUGCCCCGGCUGCGGCAGAAGCGGGGAGCGCGGCCCUGGGAGCAGGGGAAGGCGGCGCGGCGGGUCAGCAUGACGGGUCCCUGGGCCCCGACGGCGACGAGUGGGGCGCCGCAGGUCGGAGCCUGAACGGCGUGCAGAGCCGGGAGGAGGACGAGAUAGGCUCUCCGACUGCUCUGGAGGAGGAAGAGGACGAUGAGAAGCAGGAACAUGACAUCUCCCUCUUCGUCAAGGCUGGCAGCGAUGGGGAAAGCAUUGGAAAUUGCCCCUUCUCACAGCGCCUCUUUAUGAUUCUGUGGCUAAAAGGUGUCAUAUUUAACGUCACCACUGUGGAUUUGAAAAGAAAGCCUGCUGACCUGCAGAACCUUGCCCCAGGAACAAAUCCUCCCUUCAUGACAUUUGAUGGUGAAGUGAAAACUGAUGUCAACAAGAUCGAGGAGUUCUUGGAAGAGAAGCUAGCACCACCUCGGUAUCCCAAACUUGCACCAAAACAUCCUGAAUCUAACUCUGCAGGAAAUGAUGUGUUUGCAAAAUUCUCUGCAUUCAUAAAGAACCCAAGAAAAGAUGCCAAUGAAAAUUUGGAAAAAGCUUUGCUUAAAGCCCUGAGGAAGCUGGACAACUAUUUAAAUAGCCCCUUGCCUGAUGAAAUUGAUGCUUACAGCACUGAGGAGAUCACUGUUUCCAGCCGGAAAUUCCUGGAUGGAGAUGAGCUCACCUUAGCGGAUUGCAACCUCCUACCAAAGCUCCAUAUAAUCAAGGUUGUUGCAAAAAAAUUCAGAGAUUUUGAUUUUCCACCUGAAAUGACAGGGAUUUCAAGAUACUUGAACAAUGCUUAUGCGAGAGAUGAAUUUACAAACACUUGUCCUGCUGAUCAAGAAAUCGAGUAUGCGUAUUUGGAUGUUGCAAAGAGAAUGAAGUAAAGAGAAGAUGCUUCUCUUCUUUCUUGCUUCUGAGAUUUAAAUGGGCACCAGCCAAGAUGGAAAAAAACCCACCCAAAAAGCUGGCACACAUUCUGCAGUGUAAUUUUAAGUUCUGCUGUUGGCCAAUCCUUCUUCUAUGAUGAUUGUAUAACAUUAUUUGCUCGUUCUCAUGUAUGUAUAUGUUCAUGUGUCUGUACAGAUGUCUGCACACAUGAAUGUCUGUUGUGCAUUCCAAGUUAAAGGCAUCAGUCAAUGAUAAAGCAUUUGUUGAAGUCAGGGAACUGGUGUAGGCCACACAAUUAUAGCAAUAUUACAGACUAGUGACUUGUGCUAAAUUGCUGAACUUCGAGAAGAGAUAGCUCUGUUUCUAAUACACAUUUAACCUGCCAUUAUUGCUGCCUCUGAUCUCUGUUUCACAGUUGUUGCCAAACUUCACAGUUACUGGGAGAGUUUCUUUUAGCUUCUCUGCAAGCCUCAGAGGGCCUCAAGCCAGCA